Messenger RNA from Glycine soja, 1797 nucleotides. RefSeq names its product putative Myb family transcription factor At1g14600. The record is from RefSeq and is a predicted model, not a curated record. The transcript has 6 exons. The coding region runs from base 739 to 1650 and encodes 303 amino acids. Gene Ontology annotation, molecular function: DNA binding; DNA-binding transcription factor activity. Lineage: Eukaryota; Viridiplantae; Streptophyta; Magnoliopsida; Fabales; Fabaceae.
GUGAUCAUGACGACGUUGGCGUAUGUAGCAGUGGUCAUAUUCUAAUGAAUAAGUCUUUGGAGAGAGAAGGGAAAAGUGGUAUGUGUGUGUGAGAGAGAGAAGCAAAGGUCAAAGCGAGGCAGUUGAGUAAUUGCAACACCGUGGGGUGGGAAGAUAGUACUACCCAUUAUAUUGGCAAUUGCAUUGCAAUGCAUAGGUGUAAUCAUUUCGUGGAAGGGUCAGUGCAAACAAGAUCAGAAGCCUCCUCGUGAUUUUUUUAUCUGAGAAAAAGUGUUUUGGGUUUUCUGCUUUUUGGGGAUUUCAGUUUUUGAGUUGUGUGUGUGUAGUUUCUGUUCCCUUCUUUAUUUAUUUAUUUGUUUUCUCGUUGGCAACUCAAAGGUACAGCAACCACCAUAUAUCAGGUAGUAUUAUCAGUGUGUGACUCCUAAGGAAUUUGCAGAUCCCCUACACAUAUCUUCUUCGUCUUUUCCUUUUCUCUCGUGAUAUUCCUCUUCUCUCUCCCUUUUGCUCCCUCUGGUUUCUCUUUGGGUGGGGAGCAAAAAGGUCUUGCUUUUCUCUCUGAUAUACUAUGUAUGCAAGACACGGGCGAGAGGUGGAGAAGGAACUAUAGUUCUUGAGGGGAAGACGUAUAUAUAUGUACCCUUUUGGUGUUGAGGAACUAAAACAAACACAAGAAAAGUGAAGGUCUUUUUGACUCUACCAAGGGUACGUUUGGAUAUAUAUUUAGUUCAGGGAAAAAUGGGUAGUUGUGGAAGAGAAGGAUCAGUGAGACAAUAUGUAAGAUCGAAGGUUCCUCGUUUAAGGUGGACUCCUGAGCUGCACCGUUGCUUUGUUCAUGCUAUUGAUAGCCUUGGAGGCCACCAUAAGGCUACUCCGAAGCUUGUUCUUCAGUUGAUGGAUGUUAAAGGGCUCACGAUUUCACACGUCAAGAGCCAUCUUCAGAUGUACAGAAGCAUGAGGGGUGACUUGGGCAGACAAGGUAGGACACCCUCCCAACAUAGGAACCAAUCUUUUGAGGAGCAUGAUGAUGGAUGUGUUGAUGAAGGGAAUGAUGUUGGUGUUGAGUACUCUUGUUCGAAACCAAUGGGAAGAGAAUCUGAUUCCUUCUUCGGCCACAGUAAUCUCCCUCCAAAAAGAGCAAGAAUCGAGACGAGGAGUUCCAUCUCAGAGAGCCUGCAGUGCAGCCAAAGAUUAUGUGAUGCAGUUCAAAAUCCGUACUGUUUUUAUGAUUAUCUGCAACAGAAGAAGCCCAUGGCUGAUGAGCACAAGGAGUUCUCAACAUGGCAGCAGGCACAACCCCAUUCCCUUCUGUUUCCAGAAUUUCCCAACCACACUUCAUUCAAUUCUCCUAACCAACAAUCUGAUUUCCUUCAGGUUACUAAAUUAAAUGAAGGAAAGAGCACUUCACAGCCUAGUAAUGUACUUGUGAACACUACUACUGAGACAGCUAUUGCAGAAGUUGAAGAUGAAUUGUCAUUAUCGCUCACAUUGCCAAAUCCUUCACCUCAGAGUUCAGGCAGUGAGAUAAGUGAGGCAAUCUCAUCAUGCCCUGGGUUUGGCAACAACUACAAGGACUGCUCUAGUUCAUCCACUCACACUCUCAAAGAAAGAAUUAAUUUGGACCUAUCUUUAGCCCUAUGUGGCAAUUGAAUUUCAUUCUCUUUUGUAAAAUCAAUAGGUAUAAUCCACUGUAGCUCCUUUUCAUUCUCUUGACUAACAGUUUUGGUUAUUUUCUUGUUUCUACUACCGGGUACCUUUCCAAUCACCAUGUCAAUUAAUUAUAAUCUAUUUUUAGUA